Molecule: messenger RNA, 225 nt
Organism: Penicillium verhagenii
Lineage: Eukaryota; Fungi; Ascomycota; Eurotiomycetes; Eurotiales; Aspergillaceae
Exons: 2
Coding region: 1-225 (74 amino acids)
Source: RefSeq, a predicted model, not a curated record
AUGCCUCAAGAGUAUCCUUUCAGCCGUGGAGUCCCCAAGGCAAAGGAAACUGGAUACUUGAACAAGCUACUGGGCCCAGCUACACAAAUCAGAGCCUCUACAAAGACAAUUCUGCCCCCCUCUUACCCCUCCACUUAUGCCCCGCUACAGGGCAAGUACACGCCUAUCCGCUUCUAUUAUUAUUUUUGCGUAUCCGCCAUGAGCGAUGAGAGCAGCGGAACGUAA